This is a messenger RNA of Medicago truncatula (barrel medic), 843 nucleotides long. RefSeq names its product protein RKD2. The transcript is spliced from 4 exons. Bases 1 to 843 code for a protein of 280 amino acids. Gene Ontology annotation, molecular function: DNA-binding transcription factor activity. The record is from RefSeq and is a predicted model, not a curated record. NCBI's taxonomy places the organism in Eukaryota, Viridiplantae, Streptophyta, Magnoliopsida, Fabales, Fabaceae.
AUGGAGAAUAUUGAUCCACUCACAGUUUUGAAAUAUGAUCAUCAUGCAAUACAAGAUUAUGAUGAUCCAUUGCAACCUUCAUUCCAAUUUUCUACUUAUGAUAAUAAUCAUAAUUAUAAUUAUAAUCUUUACAAAUUCAAUGAUUGGUCACAUUAUGGAUUUCCCAUGCAAGAUACAAAUUUUGAUCCUUUCAUGGAAAAUUAUUAUCCUGAUUUUCGAAAUGAAACUCUUCCACCUGAAUUACUUGUACCACCACCAUUAAGCGUAGAAGACUAUGGUUAUGGUGAUGCUAAAAAUGUAGUUCCAAUGUGGAAUGAACUUGAUGCUGGAUUUUAUUCAGAUAAACAUAUCUUUUCUAUUAGCAACAUUAUUGGAGAAAAUGUUGCAAAGGAAAUUGUGAAGGGUAAGAGAUGUAGAGAAGAGAAUAGUGCUAGAAUGUUAACUAAAGAGACAAUUUCUGAGUAUUUCUACAUGCCAAUAUCACAAGCUGCUAGAGAACUUAAUGUUGGGCUUACACAUUUGAAGAAAAGGUGUAGGGAUCUUGGAAUUCAAAGGUGGCCACAUAGGAAAUUAAUGAGUCUUCAAACCCUAAUAAAGAAUGUACAAGAGCAAGGUAAUGAAUAUGAUGAAAAAAUAAGAAAUGCUGUGGAAGUAUUGCAGAAAGAAAUGAAGAAGGUAGAGGAAAAGCCAGAUUUGCAACUUGCAGAAAACACAAAAAGGCUUAGACAAGCUUGUUUCAAAGCUAAUUACAAGAAGAGAAGACUCAUGGUUAUGAGGUUAAUGGAUCAGUCUUCUAUCAGUGAAAGUUCAAAUGUUGAUGAUAAUCACAAAAUGGGUUAUUAA